AUUUACUUUGCUUGCUUUUUUGUCCGCUUGGUUGGCUGAGGGGUUUGGUAGACAGCGAUGGAGAAUCAAAAAUAUGUGGCCUACAACAUCCACUUUAUCACAACCAAAACUGGACCCAAAAUUUAACGCACAAAAUAAUUCAAAGUAAUGCUCACCUGAAAAUUAAGCCAUGCCUAACCGCGUUAACGCACUCCCCCGUCCCUUCUUCUUCUUCAUCUUUCUAAUAUUCCUUUGCGGCCUAGCCCACGGCCGCUUCUUCCUCGGCAAUCAAGCCUCACCGCACGAUGUAGCAGUUAUCUCCGAUGGGGUCCACGUGGGGCCCCACAACUCGACAGCACCCCACCUAGCUCUCAAGCUCCUCAACGGGUCCUUGUCUGCGGAGGCCGACGGCGCGUGCGAGGAGACGUACGGGUUCUUACCGUGCACCCGCAGCGUGCUGGGGAACCUGUUCCUGAUUUUGGUGUACGGAUACUUGAUGUACUUGGCGGCCACGUACCUCUCCAAUGGCAGCGAGCUGUUGCUGGAGAUUCUCGGCCCCGGCAUUGUGGGAGGCUUGUUUCUCCCCAUCCUCGGCUCGCUUCCCGAUGCCAUUCUCAUUCUCGUAUCUGGACUUUCUGGGAGUACAGAAACAGCUCAAAGCCAAGUCUCAGUUGGAAUGGGGUUGCUAGCUGGUUCAACUGUAUUGAUUCUUACACUAAUAUGGGGUUCCUGUGUUGUUGUUGGCAAAUGCGAUAUUCAGAACUCCGUUGCAAUUGAUAACGAAGAUACCAAAGGGUUUAGCUUAACUGGUUCUGGUGUGAGUACUGAUAUCUGGACUAGCUAUGCUGCAAGGAUUAUGGUUAUAUCUGUCAUCCCUUUCAUUAUUGUUCAACUACCGCAGCUUCUCAAUUCGAACUUGGGAAAAGACAUAGCAGUUUUGGUUUCCCUCAUUGUCUCUGUCGCACUUUUUCUUUCUUACUGCCUUUAUCAGGUGUUUCAGCCUUGGAUCCAGAGGAGACGAAUUGCUUAUGCAAAGCACAAGCAUGUUAUAUCAGGAAUCUUGCAACAUCUGAAGACGCGCGCAUUAGGAAGUCUCCUUAAAAGAGAUGGUGAACCUAACGAAGAAAUCAUAAAAAAGUUGUUUCAUGCAAUGGAUCAGGACGGAGAUGGAUCUAUUUCAUAUUCUGAAUUAAGAGCAAUGAUUGUCGGUAUCCGGUUUGAUGAAAUACAGUUGGAUAGGGAUGAUGCUGUGGACAAAGUGAUGAAAGAAUUUGACACUUCUUGCGAUUCUCGUAUUGAUCUUCAAGAGUUCCUCACUGGUAUCUCGAAAUGGAUUCAUGAGGCAAAGCGUUCGGGAGAUGACUCUUCCAACAAUGAUCCUCACACGAUGAAAUUUCUAUUCGACUUUCAUUCGAGAACAAAGCAAGAGCACGAUCUUCUCGGGGCAGGUGGUCAAAGCGAUGAGAUCAUUGAAGCUGUUGAAAGUCCCAAGUGGACGACCUUCAAAGCAGUACUGAUGUUGUUGGUAGGAACUCUCAUUGCGGCUGCAUUUGCUGAUCCCUUGAUAGAUGUUGUUGAUAACUUCUCAAAUGCCACAAGCAUUCCAACUUUCUUCAUCUCAUUUGUUGCAUUACCUCUGGCUACUUCUUGUGAGGCUGUCUCUGCAAUAAUGUUCGCUAGCCGCAAAAAGAUCAGAACUGCCUCGCUGACAUUUUCUCAGUUGUAUGGAUCGGCAACCAUGAACAACGUCCUCUGCCUAUCGGUAUUUUUGGCCCUGGUUUACUUCAGAGGAUUAGAAUGGGACUUCUCAGCAGAAGUCCUGGUUAUUCUCAUUGUCUGCAUUGUGAUGGGUGUGUUUAGCAGUUUCCGCACUGUCUUCCCUCUCUGGACAUCUUCAAUCGCUUUCCUACUUUACCCCUUCUCCGUGGCACUCAUUUAUGUCCUGGAUUAUGUUUAUGGUUGGUCUUAGACUGAUGAUAUCUUUAGGGUGCUUGCUUUCAUGCAGUGCAGAAUAAUAGUAGAGAUUUUGGACAAAUUUUCAUAUUGAAACAUUCUUCUGUUCUGCUUAUGUUAAGCAAUU
Molecule: messenger RNA, 2059 nt
Organism: Prunus mume (Japanese apricot)
Lineage: Eukaryota; Viridiplantae; Streptophyta; Magnoliopsida; Rosales; Rosaceae
Product: sodium/calcium exchanger NCL-like
Biological process (GO): calcium ion transmembrane transport; intracellular calcium ion homeostasis
Cellular component (GO): membrane
Molecular function (GO): calcium:proton antiporter activity; calcium ion binding
Source: RefSeq, a predicted model, not a curated record